UUCGAGUGCACCGCCAGCAGCAUGGGGGUGUGGACAGAACACAAGACCAAGGACGGUCGAUCGUACUACUACAACAAGCACACGAAGGAGAGCGUAUGGGAGAAACCCGAUGGGUUUGUGCCCAAAGUGGUCGCGGCGACGGAUGCGAACCAGGCACCGGAGUGGGAGGAACGCAUGGACAAGAAGAGCCAACGGCUGUACUAUUACGACCGCGUGAGCAAGACCAGUCAGUGGAUCAAACCCGAGGGAGACGUGCCCAUUACGAGCUACGUGACCAAGGACAAGGGUCAACAGGGUAAGGUCGAUGCAGCAGCAUCCACAUCGACGGCCGAUGGUUUGAGUGCAAGCUCUUCCACCACACCCACCGGCACCAAGGACAAUGCCACAACACCAAAGGCAUCCGCGAUAGACUCGACGGCGACAAAACACCACCAUCAUCAUCAUCAUCGCCAUCGUCACCACCACGACCAUGAGAUUCCCGACCACGAAGGGGGAACUGUGAAGCCCGACGACGCAGCCGUCGCGUCGACGGCAGUACAAGACGCGGACGAAGAGGACACGUCCAAGUCCAAGAAGCGGAAAAAGCGCGAGAAAGGCGCAUCUUCGUCGUCGACGAAAACCAAGUCGAAAAAGCAGCACAAAGCCGCCGCGGACCGUCCGAAAAAGGCGACGAGCAUCCUUCGCGACACGUACGACGUGGCUGACACGACCCUGGAAAGCACCGACGAAGCAAAUCACCUGUUGCAGGUACUGGGCCACACGGACGCGAUCAUGGAACUAGACAUUUUGACCACGAUCAACGGGUUUCUGCGCACCCACCCCGACGCCAACGGCCCCGAAAUGCUGGUCAAGCAGUUGUCGUCGUCAUACAGAGGCCAUGCUCAAAUGUGUCGCUUGGUCGGGACCUGGCUUGAUGCGGCGAUUCCACCGACCACCAGUCGUCCCGAUGACGACGAUGUCUCCGCCGACAGCCUCAUGUUCCACACACUCAAAGCCGCCAUCGUUGACCGCUACGACCCGAAACUGUUGUCGAACGUGCUCAGCGAUUCGAUUGCCGAGCCCGACUGGUUGAAUACGAUGCUACAUGACCGCAAAUGGCGACUCAUGCUGAUCGAGCUCGCGGAAAAACACAAGACAUGCAGUUUACUCCAAUAUGCGAUCCGGCGCAUUUCCGAAGCCGGCCACCACAAAGAAAUCGCGUCUAUCUCGACAGCCAGCGACGUGUUUCCCGUGUUCAACGCCGUCGUGGCCGACAUUCUCAAGCGGAUCCCGUUUGCUGGCGUCGACGACGUCCGGGAAGACUACCUCGCAUUGCAAAAGAUCUGCAUGCACUCUGCGUAUUCGUACAUUUACACGCAGCAAGUUCUGCUGCAACUCGACCAAACGCUGUCCACGUCGAGUGUGCAUGUGCUUCCGUACCGGUCCAAGCUGGAGCGGCUGCGGCAAACUCUGCACGAGGCCGUGCUGACCGCCCACGGGGAUCAAAAACUGGACUCGCUCCAUGUACUCAAGCGCGCGGGGGUGUCGGCGGCGUACCCGGCGCUGUCGGAAGCCAUCGGAUUGGUGCUGCACGAACAAAAGUGUUCCCAAGUGGCGAGUGAACUGCUCAAGGCCGUGUAUACGUCCCCAUCCCCGCCCCCCGUCGCCCAUAUUCGGGAACACGUGAUUUUGCGACGGCUGACCACGGCGCUAUUCCAUCCCUAUGAAGCCGUGGAGAGUGCCGGUCAUCGCACAUCGUGUGCGUUUGUGUUGGCAUAUGCGGCCACGGUGCAAGACACCCGCCCGCUACUGGCGACGACGACCGACGACCAAGCGAUGUCGUGGGACGAAGCCCAAGUGCACACGAUAGCCGCGGCGCUGGAGGCGGCGUCCACCGUGUGCAAGUCCGAAACCACACUCAGCUACAACAUGAACGAGUCGGACGCAGUGGACAAGUUGGUGCGGUCGAUGGCAAUUCCAGUCGUGUCGAUGGGCAUUCUGCACUGGUUGCAGCUUCUCGUGGCGUCCAAAACGUUCUACAACGGCCCGUUCUUCCACGCGGCGUUCCCCGUGGUGAUGAGUCUGCUCCGCCAAGCCAUCGCGCUGCAUGUGGGUCAAUGGCCGACGGUAUUUCAGGUCCUCGUGACGUCAGUGCGCCUCCAACCCGAGUCGAACCCGGUCAAGGUGCUCGAGACGAAGAAGGAAACGCUGCGAUGCAUGGUGCACCUCAUGACCUGUGGCUAUAUCUUCCCCGUGCUGCACUUCAUUGCUACCCAAACCGACGACUUGGACCAAGCCUUGCUUCGCCACUUCAUCCAGCUCGUGCUCAUGCGCAUCGCGCCGCCGUAUUCCCUUCGAUUCACCACCGUGUUAAGUGACAUCCUGUUGCAUCCCAAGGUGUCGCAGGCGUUGCGCACGUGUCCAGUUGAGACCAAGGCCAAGCUGAAGGAGUUUGCUCAUGUGUGCCAAGCCGAAGACGAGUUGGCCGCUGACAUCCGUCGCACCUUGAGCGAAAGUUAUGAGGAUAAUUGAUCAAGUUAUCCGGAUUUGGAGUAUGUUUUAACCGGACAAUUAUAU
Aphanomyces astaci is the source of this 2556-nucleotide messenger RNA. RefSeq lists its product as hypothetical. The record is from RefSeq and is a predicted model, not a curated record. Gene Ontology annotation, biological process: negative regulation of transcription elongation by RNA polymerase II. Bases 22 to 2511 code for a protein of 829 amino acids. NCBI's taxonomy places the organism in Eukaryota, Oomycota, Saprolegniomycetes, Saprolegniales, Verrucalvaceae. Gene Ontology annotation, cellular component: nucleus; NELF complex. The transcript has 9 exons. Gene Ontology annotation, molecular function: RNA binding; protein binding.